GCCGGCGAAUAAUAGAAGGGAAAUUAGAAGCUUCUCUAGCCGUCUAGCCAUGUCGUACUUCCAGCCUGAUAGCUCCCAGGAGCCUCCCAGGGACCAGAUAAACGUGGACUUUCUCCUGCCGACUGGUAUCCUGAUCCCUCUGGCGUGUCGAGCGUCCCAGAAGCUGGAGGAGAUCAAGGAGACGUUAUGGCGGAGGGCCAAGGAGUUCCCUCUCUUCGGGCUUCUCAGGGGACGUGAAUGGUACACUCUGGUGUUUGUUAACCGCAAGGCAGAGCAGGAGUCUUGCCACAACGAGGAGAUUCCUCUGGCCGAUGUCAGCUACUAUAAGCCGCUGUUCAAGGUGGUAGAAAAGAAGGAGGACGGAGAGGACAAACUUUUUGCCAAUAGGAUAGGGAUCCUCAUCGACAAGUCAAUGAAGGAAUUUGAGAGUGUCAGAGAUCCCGAGGUGAACGACUUCCGUCUGGCCAUGAUUGACAGGUGUCAGUCUGCCGUGGAGAUCCGUAACCAGGCAAUGUGGGAGCAGAAGGUGAUGUAUCUGUAUCCGCCCGACGUGGAAAGUUCCGGAGACAUCUCCUCUCUGGUUCAAGACAAACUGAACCCUCAGAACCAAUUCUUUGUCCACGUGUUUGCCAUGACAGCUGAGAAGAGAGAGCAGAAAGGUCAGAGGUUUCUGCUGCCGGCGCAGCCCAAAGACACACCCUCUGACCUCCUCGGCAUUGCUCUCAAGAGAUUCAACAGAGCUCAGGGCAUCGAGGAACAUAAUCCCGAUGAUUACAUUCUCAAGGUGUGUGGAUAUGAGGAGUAUCUCCUAGGAAACUACCCUCUGGUCAAGUACAGGUGUAUCAACCGUAUGAUAGGGAAGGGAGCACAGCCAACUCUGAGUCUCGUUCCAAAGACGUCCAUCAAAAUUGACUUUCCGGUCGAGAAAUACAUACCCCCCAACCUGGCUCGCCGCGAGAAACCAAAGACCAAAGAAGGAGAUGUGGUCAGUCUGUGGAGUGUGGACGAGAAGCUGGAGAUCAAGGUGGACAGUGCCGGGAACCUCAACGUCGGAAAAGACGCCUCUAUCAUGGUAGUAGCAGGGGUUUACCAUGGCGAUGAGUCACUCUGUCAGAACGGACAGACCAGACCAUUACACCUUGAUGGAGGUCUCUCUCUCUCAUUCAUUGUCUUUCUCUCACCCUCUCUCCGUUAUUUUCUCCGUUUCUUGUUAAAAUUACGUGUCUUUUAUUGACGAAUUCAUAGUAAAAUUCAACGUUCAAUCGUCCUUUCUCUUGUUCUUCCUCUCCCUUCUGUUCUUCACUUCAUCCAUUCUUUCUCUCUUCCCCCAUGUUCUUCAUCUCUUCUCUAUAUUACUUUCUCUCUCUCUCUCCCCUCUCUCUCCCCCCUCUCUCUCCCCUCUCUCUCUCUCCUCUAACGCAGGAGAACCGAUGGGUAUAUGGAGGUGGAAUGAGAACAUAGUGUUCGACAUACUGGUGACAGACGUCCCGCGAGGAGCCAGACUCUGUCUCGCAAUAUACGCCGUCUACGGCAGCAAGAAGAAGAAGGCCAAGACAGGGAAAAACGAGGCCAAAGGAGAGAAGGUACCACUGGCAUGGGUGAACCAGCCUCUCUUUGACUACCGCAACUACCUCAAGACUGGUUCUGUCACCCUACCUUGCUGGCCCAUGAGCCCUGAGGACAGUAUGGAGGGUCUUCUUAACCCCAUUGACACAGUAAUACUGAACCCCAACACGCAGGACUCGCCGUCCAUAAAGAUAAUGUUCAGAGACUAUGUGAAGCCACCGCAGAAGAUAAGAUUCCCAGAGCUGGCAGCCGUCCUUGAGGUCGCCUCUCAGGAAAUGGCCAAGUACAACCACAGCCACGACAGAGCUAUACCAGCCGUGAUGAAGAAACAACUGAUGGACGUCGUCCAGAGGGGACCUCUCGCAGCCAUCGAUGAACUCGAGAAAGACCUCAUCUGGAGAUUCAGGAUGCAUCUACUGGAGCAGCACCCAUCCUCCCUACCUCGUCUCCUGGCCUCAGUCAGAUGGCACCAGUACAAGGACGUGGCACUGUUGCAGUCAAUGUUGUUGGCAUGGAGACCGCUCCAGCCGGAGGAUGCCCUGGAGCUCCUGGACUAUGCCUAUCAGGACCCCAAUGUCAGGGCCUACGCCGUCAGAUGUCUCAGGGGACUUACAGAUGCUGAGCUGUCACAGUACCUACUGCAACUGUGUCAGACCCUGAAGUAUGAGAGUCACUUCGACUGUCCGCUGGCACAGUUCCUCCUCGACAGAGCCUGGAAGAACAGACGAAUUGGUCACAACCUCUUCUGGCACCUCAGGUCAGAGAUGCACACACCACAGGUGUGUCUGAGAUUUGGUCUCAUUCUGGAGGCAUAUCUGAGGGGCACCCCCAAUCACAUGACUGAGAUCACCAGACAGUUGGACUCUAUGAACAAGAUGAGAUGUAUCACUGAACUACUGCAGAGUAGAGCCUUCAAAGACAAGGAGAAAGGGAAAGAUGCAAUGAGAGACCUCCUCUCUCAGAAAGGCUAUCAGCAAGUCAUGUGCAACGGAAUCACAAUACUCAACCCUAAACUCAGAGUUGGAGGCCUAAAAGUUGAUGAGUGUCGUUUCUAUGACUCCAAAAUGAGGCCACUCCUACUGGUCUACGAGAACCCUGACCCCUCGGCUCUCCUGCAAGAUGUGCACAUCAUCUUCAAGAAUGGAGACGAUCUGCGUCAGGACAUGCUGACCCUUCAGAUCAUUGGAAUCAUGGACAACAUCUGGCAGCAGCAGGGACUGGACCUCAGGUUGUUGCCGUAUGGAGCACUGUCCACAGGGAACAAAGUGGGGUUCAUUGAGGUCGUGAGAAAAUCGGAAACCAUCGCCAACAUACAGAAGAUGGAGAAAGCAAACUCCACUAAAAGGAUCGGGCUAUGGGACAGCAGCCUCCUCUACUACUGGCUCAAGAAGAAGAAUGCCGUGGAGCAACAGUUCCAAAAAGCUGCAGAGACCUUCUUCCUCUCAUGUGCCGGCUACUGCGUUGCCACGUACGUCCUGGGCAUUGGAGAUCGUCACUCUGACAACAUCAUGAUCACCGAGGGAGGCCAGCUAUUUCACAUCGACUUCGGACACUUCCUCGGCAACUUCAAGGUAAAGUUUGGAGUAAAGAGAGAGAGGGUCCCGUUCGUCUUGGCCCACGACUUUGAAAUCAUCAUCGAGAAACACUUUGGCUUUGACAAGUUUGUACGACUGUGUGAAGAUGCCUAUCUGAUCCUGCGUCGCCAUGCCAGCCUGUUCAUUAACAUGCUAGCCAUGAUGCUGCAGACUGGUAUACCAGAACUACGCUCCAUCGACGACCUCAACUACGUCAGAGAUGCCCUGGUGCUGGAGGUGACAGAGAAGGAGGCCAGGGAACACUUCAUCCACAAACUGCAGGAGGCACGUCGCAACGCCUGGUUCACCAGUCUAAACUGGUACGUCCACGGACUGGCCAAAGACAACAGAGCUUGAUCAACUCGACUUCAUAUCAUCUCCCAAAACUUGAUUAUCAUGUCAUUUCUCUCCAUGUGUGUUCCUUUUCACAAUGCAGCCAAUUAUUAUGCAUGCGUCUCGGUAACGUAAGCACGUACUUACGUAGCGUAAAACGCACGUGAACUCUUUGACGAGUACUGAAGGAUGGAGGUGGCGGAGGGAGAAGUUCCGACUGCCGCCAAGCUCCGCAAGCUGCGGGUAGUUGACCUGAGGAAACGUCUGCAGAGUGUUGAGCUUCCGCAGUCAGGCAACAAGGAAGAACUGAUCGGCAGACUGCGACAGUACUAUGUCGACCAGCAAGCAAAGAUAGAGAGCGAAGCUAAGGAGGCAGAGGAAGAGGAUAUGGCGGUAGAGGAAGGUGGGACGGAGGAGAAGGGAGGACAAGAUGAAAGUGGGAGCAUAAAAACGAGAAGGAGAGGGAGGGGAGAAAGAAGAAGAGAGUGAGGGAGAAGAGCCAGAGGGAGAGAAAGGAGAGGAGAUGACGGUAGAGAGAGGGGAGGAGGAGAGACAGGGGGCAGUGGAGGAGGGAGAGGGAAGAGGAGUAAAGGAAGAAAAAGAAGAUGAAGCAGUGAUCAAAGAAGUAGAAGACAUGCAGACUGAACCAGUGAUUGAAACAGCUCCUUCUGAGCAGGCAACGCAGCCAGCAGAACCUCAACAACCUAAUACUACAGUUGGUGACGGCAGUGAUGGUGUGGCUGCUGGUGAGAAGUCAGUCACUGGUGCUCCUCCUGGUACCAGUGAGGCAAUGGAGAGAGAAGAGGAGGGGGCAGGAGGGAAGAAAGAUGGAAAGAAGAUGGGGGACAAGGCAGAAAUUGAGCCCACCACAACUGAAAGCAAUGUUGAUAAGCCACCUCCGGUAACACGACGUCUGAUUACUAUUCAGACAGUGCUCGAGAGGACCAUCCACAGAUUGCGCAGCACCAUCCGCCAACUGCGCAGGACCAUCUGCCAACGGUGCAACCUACAACUGUCCCAGUUUCACCCACUCCUCGUGCAGCCAAAGAGAAAACCAAAACUCCAGUUGCCGUGGGGAAGAAACCACCUGUGGCAGAGCCGGAGAAGAAAACUGAAGAGCCGAAGGGGAAGAAGAAGAAAAAGAGGAGGAGACGUCGUCGUCACAACCAGGGGGCGGAGUCAGGGGGUGUGGUCAAGGAGGCCGAGAACGAACCACCUGAAGUGGAGAUCGAGUAUGUGCAGGAGGACGUUUUACAACCUGGAGACGCACACUACAAACAGUUUCACAAGAUAUUUGAGGCCUUCAAGCUCUCCGACGACUCUGAAGACACGCCCAAAGCCACACCCACCAGCCAUAUCCCUGACGACGACUCGAUGUCGAUUGCCGCCAAAUCCUCUGCUGCUCAGAAGAAGCAGAGAGAAGAGGAAUCAGAAGAUGACGAAGAGGAGCCCGAGGAACCGGCGAAGUUGUCGAAGAAGAAGUUGAGAAAGCUGAACAGACUGAGUGUGGCUCAGUUGAAGCAGCUGGUGGACAGACCUGACGUGGUGGAGAUGCACGACGUCACUGCUCAGGACCCAAAACUACUCAUACACCUCAAGUCCACCAGGAACACUGUCCCCGUGCCUCGUCACUGGUGCUUCAAGAGGAAAUACCUCCAGGGAAAGAGGGGGAUUGAAAAACCUCCGUUCAACCUCCCUGACUUCAUCAAGGCCACGGGGAUCAUGGAGAUGAGACAAGCUCUGGAGGAGAAGGAAGACGCCAAGAGCCUGAAACAGAAGACGAGAGAGCGGGUGCGGCCAAAGAUGGGGAAACUCACCAUCGACUACCAGAAACUCCACGAUGCUUUCUUCAGGUGGCAGACAAAGGCCAAGAUGACAAUCCACGGAGACCUGUACUACGAGGGAAGGAGUUUGAGACUCGUCUGAGGGAGAAGAAACCGGGAGACCUCUCUGACGAGCUGAGGCGAGCUCUCG
Molecule: messenger RNA, 5447 nt
Organism: Geodia barretti
Lineage: Eukaryota; Metazoa; Porifera; Demospongiae; Tetractinellida; Geodiidae
Source: the annotation of a GenBank genome assembly